CCCCCCCCACCCCACCCUUCCAACAGGAGCCAAAUGGAUACCCGGUCCUACAUGCCUGUCCCCCCUGGGGUCGGGACGGAGGAGAAUGUCUUUUCCCUCGACGACAUUUUACUGUCACAGGAGCGUCUGCCCUGCAGGACGGAGAGUGUCUUUCCUGGACUCGGCUUUGUGGACAAGUCCAGCGACUCGCGCCACAUACCUGAGGGCACUAAGAUGGAGAUACCCCUGUGGCUGGCUAAGGGUCUGUAUGAGAGGAAGCGUCGUGUUAUUUCCGUGGAGCUGCCCAGAGUGUACCGUGAAGGCUGGCGGACGGUGUUUGGAGCUGACGCCAACGUGGUGGACCUCCACACAAUGGGCCCUUACUACUAUGGUUUGGGCUCCCAGAUGCUCCACUUCGACAGCCCCGAGAACUCGGAGAUCGCUCAGUGUGUCCUACAGACCUUCAUCGGCCGCUUCCGCCGCACCAUGGACUCGUCCCAGAAUGCCUACAAUGAAGACACGUCUGUGCUGGUGGAGAAACUGGACUGCCUAGAGAGAGCGCUGUUCAGGGCCGGCCAGAGCGGCCUCAACGCCUUCCAGCUGUGGGAGAAAGGCCUUGCCUCCCAUCUCACAGCAUCCAGCCUCGUCACCAACUACCGCAAGAGGAAGCUCGCUGACCUGCAGGCCUGACUAGACAAUCGUAGAUACGUGGAUCAGAGAGUGCCACAUGAGGUCUGUGGUCUGUGAACAUGUGGGGAUGUGAUUGUGUGCAUAAGUGUGUUAUGGGACAUUUCAUCUUGAAUGUACUUCUAAUCUUCUUCUGAAUUAAUUUUAAAUAAGUGUCAAAAAUACUGCAAUUUUGUGAUGUUUUCUGUUCUCUUGUAAGACUUGAAUAAUGUAAUGUAUUGAACCAAACAGUAAACUAAUAUAAUGGGAAUAUACAGAAUAUAUUGACGUUCUUUCUUAACUCAGUUUUCAAGGUCUAAGAUUCCAUUGGUUUUUGUAGUUUUUUUAUUUUUUAUGUUAAGGCUUUGUGUGGGUUUUUUGUUUUGUUUUUAAAUUAAAAUACUGUUGCAACCCAUCAACAAAAAUAUGAGCUGGAGUUUAGGCACAGGAAUGUCCACAGAUGGUGAGGGUAUCACCAACAAAAAUUACAGGAGUUCUAAUCACAGCGCUGCUCAGAGUUCUGUUUUUCCGUGUUAUAAUCAUUGGUAGAAUCCCUGGCCAGCAUAGUUUGCAGGUGGUACAUUUUGUCAUUUCUAUUAAGAGACGAGAUUCUCUGCAUUGCCAGUUUUUGUUUUUGUUUGUUUGUUUUGGUUUUGUGUGUGAGUGAGCACACAAAAGAUGAUAAAUGGAAGAUAAACAUCUCAUACAGUGGAAGUCAUGCCAUCUUUGUGUCAUUUUUGCAUCCAUUUGAACCCCAGCAAUUUUGCACUUUGUUUCACACUUUAGCGUUGGUGUGCAGGCUUUGCCUUUUGUGGGACCAGAGACAGUGCUGCUUAUUCUGGCUUAACUGAGGUCUGAGGCAGGUGGGGUUUGUGGUUCUGGUUGCUGCAAGGUGUUGGAAGCUGGUCUCUCUCAGCACUGGCAUGGUUGUGGUAAGGCAGGUCCUAUUAAAAUGAUAGUUACUGGGUGUUUCUGGUUUCAUGAUUAGGCCACGGGGGCUCGGUGUUCAGCAGUGGAAUUUGAACAGCCGUACUCCCCCAUAUACUGAGCUGGUUAUAGGCGGUUCUAGUUUAUUUUCAGCCGGUCUUGUGGAUUCCGUUUAUAGGAAUAGCCAUGUGGGAAAUUGGAAAUGUAAUGUUUAAGAUUCAAGAUUCAUGAUUCAUACUGUGAAAAGGUCUUAGGCACCCAAGAAAUUUUUAUAAUACUUAUCUGGCUGGUAAAUGUAUAUGUGCAUGUAAAAUACCAUAUAACACUGGUAAAUGCUUUGCUAUUAAACAUGAAUGCAAAUGGU
Molecule: messenger RNA, 1936 nt
Organism: Electrophorus electricus (electric eel)
Lineage: Eukaryota; Metazoa; Chordata; Actinopteri; Gymnotiformes; Gymnotidae
Gene: gins3
Product: GINS complex subunit 3
Biological process (GO): mitotic DNA replication initiation
Cellular component (GO): GINS complex
Source: RefSeq, a predicted model, not a curated record